CAGAAUCCCGCGCAACUCACGAAAUUAGGAGUCGCGAGCGGCAACCGGCGUUUCGGGCAGAUCUGUGAGGAGAGCAAAAGCAAUAAUCAAGGCCCCGCCACCAUCGCCGCGAUGUCCGUCGUCGCGGACUCUGCGGCCGCCGUUCCUGCGGCUGAGGACGGCAAGAUGCCGCGUGUGACGGUGAAGGAGGCCAAGGGCGGCUCGGCCGCAGAUGUGCAGCCUGUGGCAGACAACGCAGCCCCGGGUGCCGCGGGCGCCCCCGCCGGAGAUGCCGCCGCGGCUGGCGUUGGCGCGGCGGCCGUGCCCCCUGCGGGCGUGCCCGCGGGCCCCGCCGAGGGCGCCGCCGGCGCAGGCGCUGCCGAUGCCGGCGGCUUGGUCGCCAACGGUGAUGGCGGUGGCGACCAACCGGGCGAUGGCAAUGCUAACGGAUAUUAUGAUGGUUAUGGGUUUGAUGAUGAGGAGGAGGAUGAGGACCUCGACAACUUCAUGGCGAAGGCGUAUCAGCUGUUUCUGGAGGCCACGCCGCCGGUGCCCGAGUGCAUGUCGGCGGCGGAGGCGGCCCAGAUAGCCGCCGCAGUGCUGGCCAACCUGCCCAACCCCGAGGCGCCCGCCGCCGGCGCCGCCGCCGCGCCGCCUGCCGCCGCCGCCGCCGCCGCCGGUCUGGACGACGACGGCGCCAUCAACCUGACAGAGCCGGGAGUUGCGGGCAAGUCCAAGGGCGCCGGCACCUCCACGGGCGCCACAGCGCCGCCGCCCGCCGCCGCCGCCGGGGCCAGCGGCUCCAAGGCGAGCGCCAGGGCCUCAGAGGACAUCAGCAAGGCCGCCGCCAAGGCCCCCGCCGCACCUCAGCAGCCCGCCGCCGCCGCCGCCGGCGCAAAGGAGGCGGAGGAGGCCGCCGCCGCCGCCGCCAAGGCAGCCGCGGACGAGCUGCUGCGGCAGGAGGAGGCGGAGAAGGAGAAGAAGCGCAAGGCCGAGGAGAAGAAGCAAAAGGCGGAGGAGGAGAAGCGUCGCAGGGAGGAGGAGAAGGCGCGGAAGGCGCGGGAGGACGAGGAGCGCAAGGCGCGGGAGGAGGAGGAGCGGAAGGCGAAGGCGGAGGCGGAGCGCAAAGCGGCCGCCGAGCGCAAGGCGAAGGCGGAGGCGGAGGCGCGCGCCAAGGCGGAGGCGGCGGAGGAGGAGCGCAAGGCCAAGGCGGCGGAAAAGGCCCGCAGGAAGGCGGAGGCGGAGGCGAAGAAGAAGGCGGAGGAGGACGCGGCGGCGGAGGCCAAGCGCCAGGAGGAGCAGGCGAAGGCUGCCGCAGACGCCGAGGCCGCGGCUGCUAAGAAGGACAAGAAGGCCAAGAAGGGCGCGGCCGCCGCCGCUGCCGCGGAGGCGCCCGCCGCGCCGGCCGAUGCCGCCGGCCCCUCCACCUCCCGUGUCAUCCCGCCCGGCCUGGCGGCGGUCAACCCAGCCCUGGCGGCGGCGGCGGCCGCGGCCCGCGGGCCGCUGCCGCAGCCCGUGGCGGCCGGCGGCGCCGGCGGCGUGCGGCCCGUGGCGGCCGGCGGCUUUGCCAAUGUGCCCAUCACCGUCGGCAUCGCCGCCGGCCCCGCGGCCGCUGGCGUGCGGCCGGCCGGCGUGGGCGUCGUGCCUGUGGUGGCGGCGCGCCCGGUCGUGCCCGGCUCCAUCCCCAUCGUGGCGGCGGCGCCCGGCGUGCCGGUGGUGCCGGGCAUGCCGCAGGUGAUUCAGGCCGUGCCGGGUAUGCCGUACCGGCCCGUGGCCGCCGGCGGCGGCCCCGUGCCCGUGGUGGGCGGCCCCGUGCCCAUCACCGUGCAGCCGUUCAUUCCCGGCGCGCGGCCGGUGCCGGUGGCGGCCGGCGGCGCGCCCGCCAUCCCCAUCGUGAAUGUGGCGGCUGGCGCCGCCGCCGGCGUGCGGCCGGUGAUGGUGAUGCCCGGCGCGCGCAUCGUGCCCGGCGCCGCGCCCGGCGUGGCGGCGCCGCAGGCGGCGGCGGGCGCCGCCGCCCCCGGCGGCCGGCCCAUCAACGCCAUGGCCGCCGCCUUCAUGCAGUACCGCACCGGCAAGACGACGGCGCCGGCCGGCGCGGCGGCGCCAGCCGCCGCCGCCGCCGCGCCGGCGGCGGCGGCCGCCGCCGCGGGCGGCGGCCACCACGACGAGGACGAGCACCUGUGCACGGUGUGCCUGGACGAGCACCGCACGGUGCUGCUGUUGCCGUGCGAGCACCUGGUGCUGUGCGAGAACUGCCUGCCGCAGAUCCGCGCCAAGGACAACCUGUGCCCCAUGUGCCGCGAGCCCAUCCAGAACGUGAGCAUCCUCUCCCAGUGAGGCGGUGCGUGUGGCGGUGGCGGCGGCGGCAGUGGCGGCGGCGGUGGCUGCGGCGGCUGCGCUCCUGAUGGGGUGGGGUGGGGUGGGGUGGGAAGGCGGUGGGUUUGGUGGGAGAACUGCGCAAACGCAGGGCGGUGAGGGAGGGAGGAGGGGCAUACAGGAGGUCGGAGGAGCGAAACACGGUGUCUUGUGUUCAAUAGAAAUGCGUGCAGUUCUGUGCUUUGGUUGGAUGCGUUAUGAAAGAGCGGUGGCGCUGAGUUCGCUUGGGCUGUUGCUAGAAGAGCAGGUGCCGCAGGGUUGAUUUACACAUGGCCCUGGCACUUUGGGGCGUAGCAAAGCUGGAUAGGGAAGGACUGUUGCAAGCAGGAGGGCCGCCGGGACGGUUUGUGUUACUACAGCGGGUGUGGCGUUUAGCAGGCCGUUGCUUUUGGACUGCGCACGAGUAUCGGGGCGGCAGAUGGGGGACAUUCUAAUUGACUGACCGCUGGGCGUGGUUGCAGAGGGUCAGAAUUGCUGUAAAGGCAUGCCUGC
Messenger RNA from Chlamydomonas reinhardtii, 2847 nucleotides. RefSeq lists its product as uncharacterized. The coding region runs from base 112 to 2316 and encodes 734 amino acids. The transcript is spliced from 5 exons. NCBI's taxonomy places the organism in Eukaryota, Viridiplantae, Chlorophyta, Chlorophyceae, Chlamydomonadales, Chlamydomonadaceae. The record is from RefSeq and is a predicted model, not a curated record.